AUGGACAUCAUCUCGCAGCUGCAGGAGCAGCUCAACGAGAUGGCCAUGGUGGCCGUCAACACCUUCGGCACGCUGCAGCGCGACGCGCCGCCCGUCCGCCUCUCCAACAGCUACCCCGACCCGCUCAACCCGAACCCUAACCCCGACGGCCCCGCCUCCCAGCCCCAGCCCCAGGCCCCGCCCGCGCCCGGCGCGCCGCCGCCGGCACCUGUACCGCCGCAGCCACCGCAAGCGCCGCCCCAGCCGGCCCUCGACCUCGCCGAGCAACCCAAGGCCAUGAGCCACGCGCUCGUCCUCGCCGCAAAGAAGUUUGAUGCUCUUGUUGCUGCAUUACCACUGUCAUCUGAAGAGGAUCAGUUGAAAAGAAUUCAAGAACUUCAGGCAGAGAACGAAGUUGUUGGAUUGGAGCUUCAGAAACAACUUGAAGCUGCUGAACUGGAAUUGGAACGGGUUGAAGUGUUGUUUAAUGAAGCUACAGAUAACUGUAUAAAUUUGAAGAAGCCAGAUUAG
Triticum turgidum subsp. durum (durum wheat) is the source of this 510-nucleotide messenger RNA. The record is from the annotation of a GenBank genome assembly. Lineage: Eukaryota; Viridiplantae; Streptophyta; Magnoliopsida; Poales; Poaceae.